UCCUUGUUUACAUCGAACACAAGUAUUUUUAUGUUAACAAUACAGAAGUACAGUCUAGGCCAACAGGUGUGAUAAUCAAAUAAAUCAAGAGAUGCCCGAGGAUUCAGAGAUGCGACCGAUCUCCAUUUGGUGGCGGUUUUACGUUUACGCCAUCCACGGUUACGUCACAGAGAUUAUGUUUACUGCCCUAUGGGAAUUCGUGGUCAAUUUGAACUGGAAGUUCCCGGGAAAUACCAGUGUCUGGGUGCUUUUGAUUUACGGCCUGUCUGGCCUGGUGUUAGAACAGAUGUACUUUCGGUUGAGAGGUCGAGUUCCACUGCUUGUUCGCAUUCUUAUCUAUACCAUUUGGACUUAUCUUUGGGAGUUUUCCACGGGAUUUGUCCUUAAGCAAUUUGGUGCUUGCCCAUGGGACUACACACCGUUUCAUGGUGAUUUCAUGGGCAUUAUAACAUUGGAAUAUGCUCCACUGUGGUUUUUGGGAAACAUAAUAGCAGAGUUAAUAGUGAUGAAGUACACAUUGUGUCUAUACUGGGGACCAGAGUUAAAUUGUCUACAAUCGCCCAAUGUACCGUCCAAUAUACGAAAGAACAAAUGAUAGUUAACGUUAUUAUAUUGUGUUCAGUAUAUUUCAGUUGUGUAUUUAUAUGAUACUCCUUUGUACAUUUAUGUAGGAUUUUUUUUAUUCAAUGACAAAUUUUGAUUGUUCUUGUUUAAGUAUUUUGUCUAUCUUAACAUUCCAGUAUUUCGCCGUUUAUACAUUUCAUUUUUUGUUUUGUUUUGUUUGUUUUUGAGAGCAGAAACAAAAGUUUUACUUAUAAAGUUCUUAUAUCAAA
Saccostrea echinata is the source of this 833-nucleotide messenger RNA. Its product is annotated as transmembrane protein 229B-like. Bases 92 to 595 code for a protein of 167 amino acids. The transcript has 2 exons. The record is from RefSeq and is a predicted model, not a curated record. NCBI's taxonomy places the organism in Eukaryota, Metazoa, Mollusca, Bivalvia, Ostreida, Ostreidae.